Molecule: messenger RNA, 392 nt
Organism: Pseudonaja textilis
Lineage: Eukaryota; Metazoa; Chordata; Lepidosauria; Squamata; Elapidae
Source: RefSeq, a predicted model, not a curated record
CCCAGCCCUGGCCCCCCCCCCCCCCCGGUGCUGCUCUUCCUUCGGGGCCCACGCGGGCUGGGCUGGGGUCUCCGCCGACGUCACGUUUCCUCCUCCCAGCCAAACAGGGGCACCAAACGGACCCGGGAAGACGAGGAAGAGGAGCUGAAGACGCGGCACAAGCCGGUCGCCUCUCGGGAGCGUGGCCGUUACCGGGAGGAGGAGCCCCCGGCAGCCGAGGAGUCGGAAGAUGAGAAGAAGAAGCUGCUCCACAUCAUCGAAAGAGGCGAGGAGGAGGAGGAAGAGGAGGAACCUCUGGACGAAAGCUCCGUGAAGAAGAUGAUCCUCACCUUUGAGAAGAGGUCUUACAAGAACCAGGAGCUCCGGAUCAAAUUCCCGGACAACCCCGAGAA